CGGUUCUCAAGGACAUCGGAAACCAUUUAGCUACUUAGCAAAGCUCGAACGCCGGAGAAUACGUCGCAGGUGCCACGAGGAGUUCGCAGCCUGUGGUGCCAUUUCCCAAGAAUCCCUUUUUGAACCUGCCGCUUAAUGGCGGUCACGUGGCAGGAUCACGUGAUCGUGACAUCACCAAGGUCCUUUCUGAGGAUAUGAACUAGCCACUACCUUUUAGGAAAGACUAGGGGAACCUGCAAGGAACCUGCAAGGAACCUGCUGUUAUUUUUUCUGGCGGUGCCAUGGCACAGCAUGGAAGAAGAUAUGUUCGAGCAUUCAUCAGUGGCUUUUUUGUGGCUGUUCCAGUCACUGUGACUUUUCUUGACCGAGUAGCAUGCAUAGCAAGAGUGGAAGGUGUAUCAAUGCAGCCAUCUUUGAAUCCAGAUGCAAGAGGUGAAUCAGAUAUAGUACUCUUAAACCGAUGGCGCGCUCGAAAUUAUGACGUUCAACGUGGGGAUAUUGUGUCUUUAGUGUCUCCAAAGAACCCAGAACAGAAGAUCAUUAAACGAGUGAUUGCUCUUGAAGGAGACAUUGUAAAGACACUGGGGCACAAAAACAGAUAUGUGAAAGUUCCUCGUGGUCAUGUGUGGGUGGAAGGUGACCAUCAUGGACAUAGCUUUGACAGUAACGCCUUUGGACCAGUUUCACUUGGACUGCUUCAUUCACAUGCCACUCAUAUCCUGUGGCCUCCAAACAGGUGGCAGAAACUAAAGCCUUUUCUUCCUGUGGAACGUGAAUCAGUACAGAAUGACUGACACAGAAAUAAAAGAUAAACAUGUUUUUGUUUGUUUUUUAUUUAAAUAAUUGUAAGGUAAAAAAUGAAAUAAAGAACAUUGCUUAA
Messenger RNA from Xenopus laevis (African clawed frog), 880 nucleotides. It is a transcript of the gene immp2l.L, whose product is annotated as inner mitochondrial membrane peptidase subunit 2 L homeolog. The record is from RefSeq and is a predicted model, not a curated record. Gene Ontology annotation, cellular component: mitochondrial inner membrane peptidase complex; membrane; external side of plasma membrane. Bases 282 to 794 code for a protein of 170 amino acids. Gene Ontology annotation, molecular function: C-C chemokine receptor activity; serine-type endopeptidase activity; G protein-coupled receptor activity. The transcript is spliced from 6 exons. NCBI's taxonomy places the organism in Eukaryota, Metazoa, Chordata, Amphibia, Anura, Pipidae. Gene Ontology annotation, biological process: protein localization to mitochondrion; chemotaxis; chemokine-mediated signaling pathway.